UUAUACUAAAAUAAAAUCUGCACAGUGAUCUGUAAUGUAAUGCGUUUCAAAAACAAUUACAUCUACUAAUAUGUAUUGACGCAUGUUAAAGGGGCGUGCACUUAUCGAAAUUUCUGCAAUAUCCCAAAUCGUGUACGCGCAUUCAUCGGCAGCUCUGAACAUCACCAUAAGCGCGUGCGCGCAGAGAAGAAAUAGCCUAACGGGACGUCGGAGACGCUUGCAACGAAAGACAAAAGCCACAAACCGCAAAACGAAGUGCCCUCCUGAAUGAAAUUCAGAUGUUUAUGGCGACGGACACAUGCAGGUUAUCAUUACGACUACGUGCGACGCGUCUCGCCGAUGUUCCAGAUUUCGUUAAACCUGCUCUCGCUCGCCUGCGGAAGAUCCAUCAUUGACAUCUUGACAGCUUCGCCGCCGAUGAGAGGAACACCGGAUAUACUAUUUAUGCCCAAACACACCGAGCAGCAAUAAUGCGUAUUCUCGAUUUUAUCAGACACAUUUAUUUUGCCAUGUAAUCUCAGUUUCUGCACGGAGAACGGAGGAGGAAAGGAACAGAGCGUGAUUUCUUGUUUCACCGAAUGCAUUAUCAUAACGUUUCCAUCAAUUAUUUAUUUGUUUCAUGUUGAUCAAUUCUGAUGUGACGAAAAGACUGAUCGGUUCUGGUAGAUAGCAUCAAGGACGGACACCUCUCUCACAUCUUCAUUAGCCCACUUCAAAUUAGACAGAUCUUUAUUCAUCUCCAUUUGAGGACUCGCGGCAGAGGCGCAUUUCUGAGGGUGCCGGUGGGGUAGAUAGGGGGAGAUAGAGACGCCGGAAAUAGCAGAAACAAAUCACGGGAGGGUAGACGGUUGGGUGCAAGCGAGGAAAAUGCUACCUUCACAAGAAGCCUCAAAGAUUUACCAUGACAACUAUAUGCGUAACUCUCGAGCCAUUGGUGUCUUGUGGGCCAUCUUCACCAUCUGCUUCGCCACCAUCAACGUGGUGGUCUUCAUCCAGCCUUAUUGGAUCGGGGACAGCGUGAGUACACCACAUGCCGGUUACUUCGGGCUGUUCCAUUACUGUGUGGGCGACGGCAACUCGAACCGGGAGCUGAUUUGCCAGGGAACAUUUUCGGACUUCAGCUCCAUCCCGUCCGGCGCGUUUAAGGCGGCCUCAUUCUUCGUGCUGCUGUCCAUGGUGCUCAUUUUGAGCUGCAUCGCCUGUAUGGCGCUCUUCUUUUUCUGCAACACCGCCACCGUCUACAAAACCUGCGCUUGGAUGCAGCUGCUUUGUGCUGUGUGCCUGGUGCUGGGCUGUUUGAUUUUCCCAGAUGGCUGGGAUGCAGAGGUCAUCCGGGAUAUGUGUGGAGAGGAGACAGGAAAGUACACGCUGGGAAACUGUUCUGUUCGCUGGGCUUACAUACUGGCCAUCAUCGGCAUCCUAGAUGCUCUCAUCCUGUCCUUUCUUGCUUUUGUCCUCGGAAACCGCCAGAACGACUUUAUGCACGAUGAAAUCAAGGCUGAAAAUAAAGAUUUGGCAGUAUCCAGGCAUACUCUACGUGUAGGGUCUUCUCUGCGAGUUGAUGGAAUUGAGAUCCGAGAUACCAAGGACCCUCGAUUCGGCGUCCAGCGGUUUCCGUGAGGAGACAGCAUCCCCUUCUCUCCUUUUUUUUCUCUCUCCUUGUCCUCAGGCCUGUGUCUCUAAACUCAGUCAGGAUGCUGCUAGUUCAGCUCUUUGUAAUAUAGAAAAAAAGACUGGAAUAAACUUCAAGAAGAGAACAUAUUCAGCAUACACCUAUUUAAAUACCAUGAGAAUUGAAAACCAAUAAAAAGAAGAAAAGAUCAGCUUUACAUAAACCAACAACUCUGGGAAAGUAACAAGUUACGCAUAAUACUACUGUUAUUUAAUAAUGCUUUGACGACAAUUAUGAUGAUAGUCACGAUUAUGCUUGCGGCAGCGAUAUUAUGUUCAGACUUUCAUAUUUGAUCUAAAACGGGGAACAUAUUUCUAGCUUUAAGGGAAUAUAAUGAAUCGAUGCAUAUGUACAAGAGAUUGGGUGCUACUCUGGACACGCAGAUGACAAGGACAAACAUCAAGCCAAAAAUUUAAAUAAACAGAAAAAAAGAAACAUUUUGUACAGCACAAGAUGUAAUUUUGAAGAUCGUCUUUUUCUGACAAAAUUUUGAAUUCCCCUCUUUGUACAUGUGGUCAGCAAUCAGAGUUAAUCGAUUAGUUAAUUUGUAAAAAUCUAUAUUUCUAUGGAUACAGGGUACAGCCAUUAAGCAUUUAUUCAACCGCAUCGCAAUCCUUCUGCAAACUGAUUUAUUAUUUUAUCACCCGAAGGUUCCGAUGGUCAUGCUGUGACUGUGCAGAUUGACAGCAGUUAUCUAAUUUGGCAUGUAAACCUCUUCUUACUUUGCUUAUUUACAGAAACGUUCUCUCUUGAUAUUUCCUUUUUCGUUGAAGAGUGAAAAAUUCAUGAUUAGUGAAUAGUACAUGUUUGCGCUCAUUUUCUGCAGCUGUUUGUGGUCAUGAGACCAAGGUGAUUUUCAUUCUCAUUAGUCAUUUGUCUGGAGGAAAAGCCCUGCAUGCUGCAUUUUACUCAGGCCCAACAUGUUCUGAUCUGCCAUCUCCCAUAUCAAGUAGAGCACAGUGGAACAGCACAAAGUUAACCGGAACACAUCUACUAAGUGACUACUGAGACUUGGUGUACAGUCAUAAACAUGACUACUUCUUUGUUUCCAAUGCAAGAUGUGUAGCACAAUAAUUCACACACUUUCUCAGCAUACACUCAUCCUUACAAUCAAUGGACUGAUGUGACUUAAUUCCUCACGUAUGCAAAGCGCAACAACCGAAUCUUCAAACGAUAUCAACAGUACCACUUGCAAAUAAGAAAAAUCCUAAUAUUUUCUUAUAUACAUCCAAACAAAAUAGGAAUCUUUGCACAGAACAAACACUUACACACAUGAAACAUUGGUCAAAGGAAAACAUUUGUUGGUUUGGUUCAUUUUAGCUGCAUCUCUGUUCAAUGGCAUCAUUUAGGGUCUGGAACUGAUACAGACCUUCGAAGUGUGCUGGACAAGAACCUUUCACCGCCAUUUAGGAUCACUUCAAGAGGACAGUACAUCAGGGGUAUAAGUCUGACCCCUGCAGCCCUUUGAGCGGGAGUUUUUUGGAGGUGAAAUGGAAAGGACUGAAAAUGAAAUGUGACGUACUCCACGGUGCUUAAACCCUCCUCGCCCUUAGAUAAAGACUGAUUGCUGCUCCCCAUCUACCUCAGUCUUGAACCCCUCAUACUCUGUUUACUUGAUGUGCUCCGCUGGGAGAUGACUACUGAGAUCAGAUGGAGAGCGGGGUGGUAGGAGCAGGAAGAUCACACUGCAUUGGACUUUUAGAUUAACGGUUUUCUUUUAAAAUGCAUCUCCUUGCAUCCCAUCAUUCAUCCAGUCCUUUACAUUACAUUUGAAGUUCGAAAAAAGCAGAGACAUUUUGUGUCCAAUGUCGCAUGUCAUGAUUUUGCCAAGUACGUUGUGAUCCUGGACUAAUGUCUAUGUUCAUCCGAAAACAUAAUUUUUGUUUGAAAAUGUAAUCCAUACCUGUUCCCUACCCCUAAACCCAACCAUAACUGUAAAUUGGUCCAAAAUCAGAGGAGAAUAAUAGUUGGAUAACAAUCAUGCACAAGUGGAAAAACAGUAAGCCUAAACUGAACAUAAAUGGUAAACGUAUCCCUUAGUUCUGAUUGGCUGAUUGAAAUGUCAUUCAACAUAGAUGUUAAUCCAGGAACAUGUCCUACUUGGUGAAAUCAUGUUGGCAGUUAAAUGUCUGUUUACCCCAAAAUCUGCCUUUUAUAAAGAGGUCAAUAAAAAAAUCCAAAUGA
Molecule: messenger RNA, 3856 nt
Organism: Danio rerio (zebrafish)
Lineage: Eukaryota; Metazoa; Chordata; Actinopteri; Cypriniformes; Danionidae
Source: RefSeq, a predicted model, not a curated record